AUGAGUCCUUUGAACAACAACACACAGAAGUCAUCUAGUCGAGGCCGGGAUAGUUCUGGAAAAGACUUUUCAACGGCAAACCCUAUAUAUGUACCCUCGUGGCAAGGAAGAGAUUUAGGACAAGUGAGGCUGUGUGAAGAGUUGGUGAAUCAGGGCAACAUGAGACACAUGAUGAAUGAGUUUCAGGGAUACAGGGACAAUAUACGAUACAUUGCAGCACAAGGACCUUCAUUUAAAUCAGUUAACGACUUCUGGAGGCUGAUAUGGCAGCGGAACGCCACCAAGAUUGUGCUGCUUACAGAACUUGCAGAAAACGGGAAGAUCAAGUGUGCGAGGUACUGGCCAGUGUUUGGCUCCACAUUUCGGGCGUAUGGCACGGUCUGUGUGCAGUGUGUGGAUGAGGCGGUGUUCCCAUCUUACACUGUCAGGAACUUCGCUGUGUGGCAGGGGCACUCCGACACAAGGCAGGUUCUCCAGUUUCAUUUCACCGCUUGGGCUGACCACGAUGUUCCGAGAGAUACAUCGUUACUACUGGAGUUCCACAGGAUUGUGAAGGACACAGGGCCAAACUCUAACGGACCUUUAGUCGUACAAAGCAGCGCUGGCGCUGGGCGUUGUGGAACAUUCCUGGCGUUUGAUUAUCUGCUGGAUCAAGCUAGGUACGAAGGUCGAGCUUGUGUCUACAGCUGCGUACAAACUUUCCGUGCUCAAAGGAUGAUGAUGGUUGAAACAGAAGAGCAGUAUUCCUUCAUCCACAACAUACUGAUUAGCGCCUUACAAACCCAGGGAACCCUUCCUAGUUACUACGAUCCUGUACUUGUGCAGUGUGAAAAAUGCUGGCGACUUGAGAAUGAGAAACAGGGCUCGGAUGACAUUGAUCAAGAUCAAGACACUGAUUCUGACUAUGAGCCAGUGGCGUACGGUGACUUUGAAGACGUCAGGGCGUCUAUGGUGCAACCCAGCGUCGUGGUUACGAGUGUGUGACUGAGUUUACAGAUCUGUGUUGAUGUUACGUCUUUCUAUUUCAUCAUCCUGGAGAAAUAAGACAAUUUGCCACUUUAAACACAAGUUAUGGUCAUACUAUUAUUGCCCCCCGUGGCCAUUCAUUUUAAAUAAAAAUAAUAUCAUUCAUUGUACCGCGUGCACCGUGUUGAGAACAUUACCUGUGCACCGCGUCACCAUUACCUGUGCAGAUUAGUGUCCCUCAGCCUCGACAUGAUUCGACAGUCGUACAAGCAGGUACAUAUGAAUGCUGAUAGCUGACAUGUCUCAAUUCCAAAUAAUCCUCCGAAUACUAAAGUAUACAUAUAAAUCCAAAAUGUUAAAAUGAUGAUCAUAUAUUUUUCACAGUAACCGCAUCGUCAGCGGACUGACAGAUUAAGACUUCCUGCUUUCCGUCUUAAGAAAAUGGUUACUGUAGAAUUAAAAUCAUUUCACUUCUGUGUAUGGUGGCUUCGGGAACCUUAGUUAUUCGUGGAUUCUAUUCCGACUAUGGUCCAUGUAUAUGUCAGUCCCAUGACCACAAAGCUGGUAAAGGUGUAUUCAGUUGGGAACUGCAUGACAGCAUGUUUUCCUCCUAAAACAAUUUCACCGAUUCACCCAUGUCUUUGUAGCAUGGCCACCCUUAAUGGAAGAAAAACAGUGCAGUUCCUUCUUCACAAUGACACGCCAUGAAGGCGUAUUUCGUCUUUCUGUAAAUUUGUUGAAGGUCAUUUGCAUUACAAUAAUGAUGGAAUAUAUCAAUAAAACAUGUACCAAAUAA
Haliotis rubra (blacklip abalone) is the source of this 1762-nucleotide messenger RNA. RefSeq names its product receptor-type tyrosine-protein phosphatase kappa-like. Gene Ontology annotation, molecular function: protein tyrosine phosphatase activity. NCBI's taxonomy places the organism in Eukaryota, Metazoa, Mollusca, Gastropoda, Lepetellida, Haliotidae. Gene Ontology annotation, biological process: protein dephosphorylation. The transcript has 9 exons. The record is from RefSeq and is a predicted model, not a curated record. Bases 1 to 984 code for a protein of 327 amino acids.